Messenger RNA from Capsicum annuum, 867 nucleotides. Its product is annotated as miraculin. Bases 70 to 666 code for a protein of 198 amino acids. Gene Ontology annotation, molecular function: endopeptidase inhibitor activity. The transcript has a single exon. Lineage: Eukaryota; Viridiplantae; Streptophyta; Magnoliopsida; Solanales; Solanaceae. The record is from RefSeq and is a predicted model, not a curated record.
AAGUGUCCAUACAAAAUUCUCCAUCACAAGAACAUAAAAAUAGUGAUCAUAUCACAAAGUUUCAACAAAAUGAAGAAGAUAUUCCUAUUAGUACUGUUUUUCUCUUUUUAUUUUGCUAUCUUCACAAAUUCUUGGCUUAGUGAAGCUUCUUCCUCACCUGGACCAAUUCGUGACACAGAUGGCAAACUUCUCCGAACAGAGAAAACGUACUUUAUCGUACCAGUAAACGGUGAAAAAUACGGUGGCGUUGCCGUAGAAACCAUCGACAACGAGGCAUGUCAACUAAGUGUCAUACCAAAACGUUACGUUGAACCACAUGGCCAUGGCCUAGAAUUAAUCCCAGUCGAAAAAAAGAAAGGCGUAGUACGUGUGUCCACUGAUUUAAAUGUUGCAAUUUACAGCACCUACGACUGUCUUAAUUCGACAAUGUGGCAGCUAGAGAAGUACGAUGAUUCGAAAAGGGGGAAGUUUUUCAUUAAUGUUGGUCCUAAGAGUAGGAGGAAUUGGUUCAGGAUUGAGAAGUAUGGGAGGGGUUACAAGUUUGUUUACUGUAAAGUUGUUUGUAAGGAUGUUGGAGUUCGUAUGGUUAAUGGUCAAAUGCGUUUGGGGCUUAACAAUGUCCCUCUUGUGUUCAACUUUAAGAAGGAAAUUCUUAUAGGUCGUUGAACAAUUAAUCUCACUCUACCAAAUGAUAGGACUAAUGAGGAUGAUAAGAACUUGUCCUUCAAAUAAUAAUAAUAAUCAUGAUUUCAUGAUUAAGGAAUAUGGUGUUUGAUAGAUUACUGUAUCAUUUUUCGUUGUUACAUUAUGUCACAAAUCAGCAAUUCUAAGGUCUGGCCUCAGGGGUAGAUCAAGUUGUUAUAAAAA